AUGAAGAAGCUUGAUACACUUGAUCACCAAUACGGCUGGGCUUUUAAGUGGCUCCAGCAGAACGAAAUCUCCAUCGAUGACGCCCUGAACGGUUCCAUCGACGGCGAAGUACAAGCGAAGGUGAAGGCGAAAUUCCCUCUUUACCGCGAGCUUCUGUCGGUGCUUCGACCGUAUUUCAAGCCUGGUAAUAAUGCCGCUACUGAAAGCACGACCCGCGUGGGUCAAACAAAGGGGAAGCGUAAAGCUGCUGAUCAAGACAACCAGAACACGAGCAAGCGGCGCCGACGUGCUCGGGCCUCCGCUGCACCCGUGGCUGCACCGCCUGCCUCGCACGACGCGGAAGCGGAAACUGAAACACCUGUAGCUACGACGGCAAGAGUGCAGCCACCCAGUGUGACGUACAAGUACCAACAGAUGAACGUUGCGUCGAGCAUGAACUGGUUCUACAACCAGAGCGACGAAAUGCUAUUGCAACCAUCCGAGCACGGCACGCAGGAAACGAAGAAGCGGCUUGGCAACGCCAAGGUGGAGCACAUCCGGCAGCUCAGUGACUUGCGCUUGGAGUCGCAGAAGCUGCGCGUCGAGGCGCAAAGAGUGACGACGAUGCAGAAUCUGGUCAAGGAGGGCAUACCCGACGAGGCCAUUCAGCGCCACAUCUCGUCGCAGCGUCAGUAG
Phytophthora sojae is the source of this 675-nucleotide messenger RNA. RefSeq lists its product as hypothetical. The record is from RefSeq and is a predicted model, not a curated record. Lineage: Eukaryota; Oomycota; Peronosporomycetes; Peronosporales; Peronosporaceae. The coding region runs from base 1 to 675 and encodes 224 amino acids. The transcript has a single exon.